AUGCCGCAAAAACGCCAACCGGCCCCCACGACCACCACCAUACCCUCCGACGCCGCCACCGGUACCGCCACCGCCACCACGACGACGGCCGCCCCCGACGACGCGGCGGUGCGCAAGCGCAAGCAGAACCGGCUCUCGCAGCAGUGCCUGCGCGAGAAGCGGUCCGCCGGCGUCGCCAACCAGUCGUUUUUCGAGCGGCUGGCGGCGGACAUGCGGCGGUUGCGGGAGGUGUGCGAGAGGCAGGCUGCUGCUCAGGCUCAAUCGUCAUCGUCGUCAGCAGGCUCUGUGGGAGGAGCAGCGGGAGGGGGAGCGGGAGGGGGAUUAGGAGGGGGAAGCGGUGGUGGGGGAAGUGGUGGGGGUUUGGAGCAGGUGAAUGUGGUGGCGGAGCUGGUGCGGAUCAAUGAGGGGUUGGUGGAGGAGAAUCGGUGCUUGCGGGAGGGGGUGUUGCGGAUGCGGAAGAAGUUGCUGAGCUUGAGUGGGCAGGCGAGUGCGGCGGCUGAGGACCCGGUCUUCCAAAAGAUCCUGGGCAAGGAGUCGGAGGCGGCCGAGGCUACGGCGGCGCCCAGCAAGCGGCGGAAAUGCUCGUCCAGUGCCGGAUCGGGGUCGGCAUCGGGUCGGGCGGUCGGCUCUGCAUCGUCGGAUGCGGAGGAGCCCGAUCGGAUCGAGCCCGUCCCAAUCGACGAAGGGGACAUGUUUGCACACUUGCCAGGCGAACCCUCCGGCUCCUUCAACCCUCUUUCGUCAUCCGCCGGCUUCGACAACCGCCUCGUCACCGCGAAUCAGACAGACUCCUUGCAACUCUUCCCGCGCCACCAUACCGGCCCGGAGAUAUGCUCGGCCUUCACCACAACGACCCGCCCGCCGCCGGACUUCCAAACAGGGCCAAACUUCUCCUUCUCGAACCUCCCGCAGAUUUCGCUGACCAACACGGCCAUCUUGGACGCUUGGAUGAGCCGGUCGUACGCCAAUCUCCUGGCCCAGAAGGUCGAGAACGUAUGCGUGCAGUACGCCCUCAAGUCCCGGGCCUGCAAGCUCGACAUGGGAUCCCACGCAUUCCGACACUUCGACGAAAGAACCAUGGUCGAGCGCCUGGGCGAAAUCGCCGUCCACAUGAUCUUCGACGACACCGGCCUGGGCCGGUUCAUCAACACGCUCGAGGGCGCCCGCGACUUCGUCAAGUCCGUCAUGACAUGCCGCAUCAUGAUCGGCUGCGCCAAGCCGCACGACCUCCUCCCCGACGAAGUCGACGACACGGCCUCGCCGCCCUGGACCACCGGCACCCGCCCCCUCAUCGUCGACCUGAUCGCGUGGCCGUCGCUGCGCGACCAGAUGGUCUUCCACUCCAGCUUCUACGACCUCGACGAGAUGACCGAGGACGUCGUCAACUACACCGUCGUCGACAUGCCCGACCAGCACCUCGCCCUGCAGAUGUACAGCACCCCGCCGAACCCCUUCCCCAGCGCCUGCCGCCCGGACGAGUACGACGCCGUGAAGCCCUUCCGCUUCGCCGAGUGCGAAUUCACCCACAAGAUCCUGCAGCUCCCGACCCAGGACCUCUUCGACAUCAUCGCCCGCCGCAUGGACGCCCCGCCGCCCGCCACCACCACCGACUACUGUGCCGGAGCGGGGGCCGCCGGCGCCGUCUACGCCCAUUCCGAUCUCCUGGGCUCGGCGCCGAGCGAAUGCAUCCCGGCCAAGACGACGACGUCGAGGACCUUUACCGGAUAUAAGCUGAGCGGCGCUUUCUUCAAAAAGUAUCCCUUCUUGCAGUGCUCGUCGUUGGCGUCUCCGUAUCCCUUCUUACCCUCCUGCAAGGUCGCGACAUAUUAG
Messenger RNA from Diplodia corticola, 1830 nucleotides. Its product is annotated as trna 2-phosphotransferase 1 protein. NCBI's taxonomy places the organism in Eukaryota, Fungi, Ascomycota, Dothideomycetes, Botryosphaeriales, Botryosphaeriaceae. Bases 1 to 1830 code for a protein of 609 amino acids. The record is from RefSeq and is a predicted model, not a curated record. The transcript has 3 exons.